Oryctolagus cuniculus (rabbit) is the source of this 2096-nucleotide messenger RNA. It is a transcript of the gene SLC25A17, whose product is annotated as solute carrier family 25 member 17. Lineage: Eukaryota; Metazoa; Chordata; Mammalia; Lagomorpha; Leporidae. Gene Ontology annotation, cellular component: peroxisomal membrane. Gene Ontology annotation, biological process: transmembrane transport. Gene Ontology annotation, molecular function: FAD transmembrane transporter activity; ATP transmembrane transporter activity; NAD transmembrane transporter activity. The record is from RefSeq and is a predicted model, not a curated record.
CGCUGGGUUCUUGGCCGUGCGGAUGCCUCGGUUCCAUUUGACACCCCUCACCGUGAAACUUUCUAUCCGCUCUUGGCUCGACCGCCCUUCCUCCUGCGCUUGGCUAGCUGACGCUCCACGGAGAGCUCGCGUGUCCUGCGUGCUGCUCCGAGCGGAACCCCGGCUCCGCCCUUGCUGGCUGUUGGCCUGUAAACCUCACUCCUCUACCCACCUCAGAGAAUUAAAUGACACACUGUGGCAUGAACGUGCCUGAUUCAGAAGCCCUGGCACCUUCGGUUCAGCCAGCGUAAGGGCACUGCGAUGGAUAGGCGUGGAGGCCUGCGUGUCUGCAUCAGAGGGCUUGAAGAGGCCGACUGGCUUCAGGGACCGGAUCGGAUGAGACUAACUCGAGUGUGAACUUGGCGAUUUAUGUGGUCCACAUCGUCACCGCAGCUGUUCUGUUGAGAGUAAAAGAUAAGGGAGCUAGGGAUGUCAGGCCGGAGGUGCUGCUGGCUUGGGACCAGAACGGUAGCGCUGAAGGGAAGUGUGACAGCAAUGACAGUAUUUUUUCCCUUGGAUACAGCUAGACUUCGGCUUCAGGUCGAUGAGAAAAGAAAGUCCAAAACCACACACAUGGUGCUCCUGGAGAUCAUCAAAGAGGAAGGCCUCCUGGCGCCAUAUCGAGGGUUGUUUCCAGUUAUUUCCAGUCUCUGCUGCUCCAAUUUUGUCUAUUUCUACACUUUUAAUAGUCUCAAAGCUGUCUGGGUCAAAGGUCAACGUUCUACUACUGGAAAAGAUCUGGUAGUUGGAUUUGUUGCAGGAGUGGUGAAUGUGUUGCUAACAACUCCACUUUGGGUAGUAAACACCAGACUGAAGCUACAAGGGGCAAAAUUUAGGAAUGAAGACAUUGUACCAACCAACUACAAAGGCAUCCUUGAUGCUUUUCAUCAGAUCAUUCGAGAUGAAGGACUCUCAGCUCUGUGGAAUGGCACGUUCCCCUCCCUGCUGCUGGUCUUCAAUCCUGCCAUCCAGUUCAUGUUCUAUGAAGGUUUGAAACGGCAGCUGUUAAAGAAACGGAUGAAGCUUUCGUCUUUGGAUGUGUUUGUCAUCGGUGCGGUAGCCAAAGCCAUUGCCACCACAGUCACCUAUCCCUUGCAGACGAUACAGUCAAUUCUGAGGUUUGGACGUCACAGACUAAACCCAGAAAACAGAACGCUGGGGAGUCUUCGGAAUGUGCUCUACCUUCUUCACCAGCGAGUGAGGCGUUUUGGGAUAAUGGGACUCUACAAAGGCCUUGAAGCCAAGCUGCUGCAGACGGUCCUCACGGCUGCCCUCAUGUUCCUCGUUUAUGAGAAACUGACAGCUGCCACCUUCACCGUCAUGGGGCUGAAGAGUGCGCGCAGGCCCUGAGAGGCCCCGGCAGGGGUUUCCUUCUGAGAAGAGAAGGGAUUCUCCUUCUGUUCCGGCUCUUCCACCACAAGUCCUACCCUCGCUGGCCUGAAAGGCAUCCAAGGGGGAAACGGAGUCCAGCCAGCUGGACUUAUUGCCAACUCAGAAUAUUCGACGUCUGGUUGGAUUUUGAGGUGGAGGGUAGACUAAUAUGGGAAGAAAACAUGAUUGAAAAUCUAAAAAUGAGUCUGUGGGGUUUUUGUUGGUUUUCUUAAGGGAGCCGGACUCUGACUCUGGUGUGUGAUCUUUCCCAUCUGAAGUUAUUCUGAAAUUUACCAGCUCUUUGCUUUCCCUGAACUCUCUCCCAGGCUCUGGGACAAAUGAAACAACAUAUAAUUCUCAUCCGAUGCUUUUGUAUGUCUUUGUCUUGUCAUUUUCUCCCCCAAAAAUAAUACGUGCCGUGGGCAUGAGUUUACUUUUAUUAGGCUUUUUUUCUCCUGCUUAAGGAGACGUAUCUUCUUUAGUACAUGAACUAUUUAUUUUUGGGGAAGGCAAUGAAGAUUGUUAAUCUCAAAUGAUUCUCUUUUAAACUAUUUUUGAAUGUCACCUAUUCAUUAGUGUUUGACAUAGUUUUUUUCAGUAUUUAUUUGGAAUCCAUUCUUCCAUUGCAAAAGACUUGAGGUUUGUGUGUAUCCAUGUAAGCCCCAAUAAAUUGUCAGCACAAAAGA